Molecule: messenger RNA, 219 nt
Organism: Mesorhabditis belari
Lineage: Eukaryota; Metazoa; Nematoda; Chromadorea; Rhabditida; Rhabditidae
Source: the annotation of a GenBank genome assembly
AUGAUCGAGAUCACCGUCAACGAUCGACUCGGGAAAAAGGUUCGAAUCAAGUGCAAUCCGAAUGACACGAUUGGGGACUUGAAAAAGUUGAUCGCUUUACAAACGGGUACAAGAUGGGACAAGAUCGUUUUAAAGAAAUGGUACACGAUUUACAAGGAUCACAUCACUCUACAAGACUACGAGAUACAUGAGGGUUUCAAUUUUGAGCUCUACUAUCAA